Chrysoperla carnea is the source of this 2655-nucleotide messenger RNA. RefSeq lists its product as uncharacterized. Gene Ontology annotation, molecular function: metallodipeptidase activity. Gene Ontology annotation, biological process: proteolysis. The record is from RefSeq and is a predicted model, not a curated record. The transcript has 10 exons. Lineage: Eukaryota; Metazoa; Arthropoda; Insecta; Neuroptera; Chrysopidae. The coding region runs from base 1 to 2655 and encodes 884 amino acids.
AUGGAUUUACAAACAUAUACAAUACGUCGUAAUAAUACACAUUCCACAUCCGCAUCACAAACAUCCUCAACAAUGCUACCACCAGCCACAAAAAAAUCAUCCAAAUACAUUCAAGUAUGUGAUAAUACAACAAUGACCGAUGAGAAUAAUAAAACAUAUACAAAUUUAUAUCAAAAUAUUGGUACAAUUCAACAAACGCAACAAUUAUUAGAUGAUCAAACACCGACAUCAACAUCAUCAUCAAUAUCAACGUUACGUCAUCAACAACAAAAUGGUAGCAGAGCAUCAGCAAAUAAUUGUAAUAGUCAUCCCCACCAUUCAUAUUUACAAAGGACUUUAAGUGAUCCACACUGCCCUUCAACUACCGCCGAUUAUAUCAAUUCCAGUGAAGAAUUAUUAGAUGGAGGUGCCGCAAUCGUUUAUGAUGAUAAUACAUCGACUUCCAUCAAUAAAAAUCAAUAUUAUUAUCGACCAAAAUCUCGUAAUUCGCAAAAAUAUAGUAGUGAACAAAAUAUUGUGCAUACAACGCAUGCACAAAUUAAGGAAAUCUUACGUUUAGAUAAUCAUCAUCAUGAUCCAAUCGAACAAUUUAGUUUAGAUCGUAAAUUAAUUCGUAAACCAUCGCAAUUUUAUAAUACGCGUAAUAAUACACUCGAUACCUCGUCGUCAGCACGAACUUUUAUACCGAAAUUCGAACGGAAAGGUGCAUCACUUUCGUUACAACGACAGAAAUCAAGUCCAACACGUAAUCCAGGACCACGAAAUUAUAUUCCAUGUACGAAAUCAGCAUCGGAAAAAUCAUACCAAUUUGGACGGUCACAAAGUUAUAUUUUACAAAAAUCUAUGGAUAAUCCGGCUACGGAUAAUGGUGGAUUCUUUUUCGAUCGUAAUAAACAAUAUAAUAGUUUACGACGAAAUAAAGAUUUUAUCGAAGAAUUAGAUGCGGGUGCUGGUUUUUUACCAUCGAGUACAACGGAAUUCAUUACACAUGGUGUGGGCAGUGGAAGUGGAAGUAAAUCUAUGGCACGUUCAUCAACCGGUAGUAGUCGUUGUGGGGGAGUGCGUGGUAAUGUGACAAGUGAAUCUGAAUUAGAUGAUGAUCCGGAAAUGAUUUUUGAUUUAACAACAGCCGGUGGGGGACAUUUAAUUGAUUGCCAGUGUGCUCAUAUUGGAUAUAGUGCCAGUUAUCAUCAAUUGCAUCAGAAAGAACAUUGUUUUCCACCAGCUCCGGACGUAACAAGACGACUUCAAUCAGGCACCAUUCCGGGAGCUACAACAGCCAAUAUGAGUGGUAAUACUUGUAAGACACCAACGGCAAUCAAACAGGAAGUAACAUUUUAUCGUUCAUCACUAACACCAGCAACAUGCAGUAAUAGUUCAAGUUCAGCCGGAAGCUCGUCAAGGAUUGAUUUAUCACAACGCCAUUGGUGGGUAAUUGUCACAGUAUUAUUAUUGGCGGCAGCUGCAGGUGUUGGUGUACCAAUAGCGAUGCGUAUAAGUGCUGGUGCCUCGUUAGAAGAACGUAUGGAGUUCGCAUCACGUUUAUUACAAGAAGUGCCUCUAAUUGAUGGUCACAAUGACUUACCGUGGAACAUACGAAAAUUUUUACAUAAUCGUCUUAAAGAUUUUAAAUUUGGUGAUGAUUUACGUAAUAUAUCACCAUGGUCACAAAGUGCUUGGUCUCAUACGGAUUUACCACGUUUAAAACAAGGACAUGUUGCUGCUCAAUUUUGGGCAGCUUAUGUACCUUGUGAAUCACAGCAUCGAGACGCUGUACAAUUAACAUUAGAACAAAUUGAUGUGAUACGUCGUUUUACCGAACAAUAUCAUCCACAACUAACACUAUGUACAUCAGCCGAAGAAAUUCGUGUCGCACAUCAACGCCAUCAAUUGUGUUCAUUAAUCGGUGUUGAAGGUGGUCACUCGUUAGCAAAUAGUUUAGCUGUAUUACGUACAUUAUACCAAGUGGGUGUACGAUAUUUAACGUUAACGUCAACGUGUAACACGCCUUGGGCGGAUUGUUCAUUGGUUGAUAUUCCAGGACGAAAAUCCGAACACAAUGGUCUUACAAACUUUGGCAAGACCAUUGUUAAGGAAAUGAAUCGACUUGGUAUGAUUGUCGAUUUAUCACAUGUCAGUGUACGAACAAUGCGUGAUGCAUUAGCUGUUUCAAAAGCACCAGUAAUAUUCUCACAUUCAUCAGCGCAUGCAUUAUGUAAUUCAACACGUAAUGUACCGGAUGCUACGCUACGAAAAUUAGCAUUAAAUCGUGGCAUUGUAAUGGUGAAUUUUUAUUCACAAUUUUUAACAUGUAAGGAUGUGGCAACUGUUGCUGAUGCUGUUGCUCAUAUUAACCACAUCAGAGAUGUAGCUGGUGUCGACAAUGUGGGCCUCGGGGCAGGUUAUGAUGGUAUUAAUUAUACGCCAAAAGGCUUAGAAGAUGUCUCAUCAUAUCCAGCAUUAUUUGCUGAAUUAAUUGGUUCUGGUGGUUGGAGUACAGAUGAUUUAAAAAAAUUAGCUGGUUUAAAUUUUUUACGUGUUAUGACUGAGGUAGAACGUGUUCGUGAUGAAUUUCGACAAGCAAAAGUACCACCUUACGAGGAUUUAAGUCCUCGCGUUAAAAACACUAAUUGUAGUUCACAUGAAUUAUUUUAA